UGGGAAGUGGGGAAAGGGCUACCUCUGCUCUUUGCAAGGGUUAUAUCUACUCUGCUCAUCGCUGUUUUCCUUCUCUCUCGGUGAGAAGAAAUGCGUGCAUCUUCAGCAAGGAGGAGGGGUGCUACAAGGAGCCCCGCCCCCUGCUGGAGAGGGCGGGUCCAGGCCGGGGGCGGGUCCUCACCAGCCGCGCCUCCCGUCGCCUUGACGACCGCGACAAGAUGGCGACCCUGCCGGGAGGGAUUCAAGGGCUGUACCCCGAGGCGCUGAGCCCCGAGCAGCUGGAGAAGCUGCGCGGCUUCAAGAUUCAGACUCGGAUUACUAAUGAAAAGUACCUAAGGACCCACAAAGAAGUGGAGUGGCUCAUAAGUGGUUUCUUCAGAGAAAUGUUUUUGAAAAGACCAGACAACAUUCAAGAAUUUGCUGCAGACUAUUUCACGGAUCCAAGACUUCCCAACAAGAUUCACAUGCAGCUAAUUAAGGAGAAGAAAGCGGCUUAAUUAGCAAAAUCCUGAUGCUCAGCUGUUGAGAGAGAACAGAAAGAAUCCAGCCUCGGGGGUCAUCUGGAAGCGAGAGAGCCCUGUUGCCAUCACUGUGGGUUUCUGGGCUGUGUCUGCUGUUGCAAAGGCUUUUAAAGAUGCUCAUUAAAAACAGACCUCCCUGUU
This is a messenger RNA of Balaenoptera acutorostrata (minke whale), 662 nucleotides long. RefSeq names its product regulatory subunit of type II PKA R-subunit domain containing 1 (gene RIIAD1). The record is from RefSeq and is a predicted model, not a curated record. Bases 219 to 497 code for a protein of 92 amino acids. Lineage: Eukaryota; Metazoa; Chordata; Mammalia; Artiodactyla; Balaenopteridae. The transcript has 6 exons.